CCUAUCGUCAAAGACACGGCGGGGAAGAGGGAUAAUUCAGGCAAGAUGUUUGAAGUGUUCGUAGCAAACGGCUCUACUUUCAGGGAUAUCAUGCACAAGCUUUGGGAAAGGUUCAGCCCCCGCGUGAAGGGUCUCGCCGUGAAGCAAGAUGACGUGUGGUCUAUCGAGCGUCGAGUUGAGUCGGCAUGGAGCAGGGUAAUGCAGUUCAAGUGGAACACCCAUCUCGUCCCGACCACAACGUCCGAGCAAGCCUGGAACCGUUGGGUC
This is a messenger RNA of Phytophthora sojae, 267 nucleotides long. RefSeq lists its product as hypothetical. The record is from RefSeq and is a predicted model, not a curated record. Lineage: Eukaryota; Oomycota; Peronosporomycetes; Peronosporales; Peronosporaceae. The transcript has a single exon. The annotation marks the transcript as partial.